AUGUCGGCGGACGCGUCGCCAGUCGAUGCAGACGCUAGACUGUACGCCUAUGAAGACGAAGACUAUGUGCCGUAUGUACCACUGAAAAAACGGCGACAGGAAACCAAAGACCGGCUGCAUCUGCGUGCGCGCGGGGUGCUUCCCCAUGACGAUCCCAGGGACGCCUCGGCGUCUCCACCACGUCGCGCGCCUACGCUAAUGGAAGAGGCACGGAAGUUGCAGGAAGAACAAAUGCAACAUACGCGAAAAACCGAUGCGGAGAUUUUAGCCGAGGAAGAAGCGCGGAUCUUGGAAGCACACACGACCCGUAAGAAAUUGCGAAGCCAUGCAGAGCUCGCACAUGGCAUUCAGUAUACAGAGCCCAUUCGACGGUCCUGGCGUCCACCAGCAUUCGUACGCACGCAGUCGGAGCGUGAACAAGAAAGGGUGCGCAAAAAAUAUCACAUUCGCGUCGAAGGCGUGCAUGUUCCGCCUAUUAUUACGAAUUUCAGAGAUAUGAAAGUGCCCUCAUGUAUUAUGGCGUAUUUGCGUGAGAAACACAUCGAAACACCCUCGCCUAUUCAAAUGCAAGGGCUCCCCGCGGCGUUUAGUGGACGCGAUAUGAUUGGAAUUGCGUCUACUGGCAGCGGUAAGACAUUGACAUUUAGUUUGCCAUUGCUUCUUUUCGCCGUGGAAGCCGAGCACCGUCUCGCAUAUACGGGCGACGAUGGCCCUGUAGGGCUGAUUGUGUGUCCCUCGCGGGAAUUGGCGCGCCAGACAUGUGAUUCCAUUGAGGCUAUGGCGACAGUCAUGGAGCAAGAUGGGUAUGCGUCCAUCCGCACAUUGUUGUGCAUUGGCGGCAUAUCUAUGGCGGAUCAGGCGCACAAACUACGUCAGGGUAUUCACAUUGUUGUUGCUACGCCUGGACGCCUCCAAGAUAUGCUGCAACACAAACGAUUUCAUCUGGCGAAUUGCACGUAUUUGUGUCUGGACGAGGCCGAUCGAAUGAUUGAUAUGGGCUUUGAAGAAGAUAUGCGCAACAUCAUGAGCUUUUUUACGCAGCAGCGUCAGACUCUUCUUUUUUCGGCGACCAUGCCCAAGAAGAUUUUGGAUUUUGCGGAGCAGUCGUUGAUUCAGCCAGUGGUGGUGCAUGUCGGUCGUGCCGGCGCAGCUAGUUUGGAUGUGAUUCAAGAAGUGGAAUACGUCCCGAAAGAAGCGAAAAUGAUGCACUUGCUGGAAACGUUGCAGAAGACAGCGCCCCCUGUGAUUAUCUUUAGCGAUAACAAGCACGAGGUGGACGAUAUCUAUGAAUUUCUGCUGCGAAAGGGCGUAGAAGCGGUGGCCAUUCAUGGAUCCAAGACACAAGACGAACGAGAGUUUGCGAUUCAGAGCUUCAAAGAAGGUCGCAAGGAUGUGAUGGUCGCCAGUGGUGUGGCCAGUAAAGGUCUCGAUUUCCAGGCUAUCCAGCAUGUCAUUAAUUUCUCCAUGCCCAAAGAGAUUGAAGACUAUGUACAUCAAAUUGGGCGUACAGGUCGUAGCGGCAAGACAGGUGUGGCCACGACAUUUGUCAAUACACAUAUCCCUGAACAGACACUUUUGGACCUCAAGUACUUGUUGAUGGAAGCCAAGCAAUCAAUCCCCUCGUUCUUGGCAUCGCUGCAGGAUCCACGCGCUGAUCAUGGUACGACACGCAUUAGUUGUGCCGUAUGUGGCGGUUUGGGCCACAGCGUAACGCAAUGUCCCAAGCUCGAAGACCAUCAACGUCGUCAUGCAGCGCAGUUCACGCGCGGGGAUGGCGAUAGUGGCUUUUAA
This is a messenger RNA of Malassezia pachydermatis, 1791 nucleotides long. Its product is annotated as dead-box protein abstrakt. Gene Ontology annotation, biological process: mRNA splicing, via spliceosome. The record is from RefSeq and is a predicted model, not a curated record. Gene Ontology annotation, cellular component: spliceosomal complex. NCBI's taxonomy places the organism in Eukaryota, Fungi, Basidiomycota, Malasseziomycetes, Malasseziales, Malasseziaceae. The transcript is spliced from 2 exons. Gene Ontology annotation, molecular function: RNA binding; RNA helicase activity; zinc ion binding. The coding region runs from base 1 to 1791 and encodes 596 amino acids.